AUGCCGAACGCACCUCUGCAGAAGCCUUCCGAGCCGAUCCUGUACGUCUUCGACGACGUCCCGGGCCUGCAGGGCUCGCUCGCCGAGUUCAUCAAGACCGCGCAGGACAAGGCGGUUACGGACCACGGAUUCUUCACUGUUGCGCUGUCUGGCGGUUCGCUUCCCAACAACCUGAAGCCCCUGAUCAACGAGCAGGGCAUGCAGUGGGACAAGUGGCAGGUGUUCUUCGCCGACGAGCGCAUCGUGCCCCUCGACCACCCCGAGAGCAACUAUGCGGCGUGCUGCAAGGCCUUCCUCGACCACGUGCCGAUCAAGCGCGAACAGAUCCACACCAUCAACACUGAUCUGCUGACCGAGGCGUCGCGUACCGACCCCGAGGGCCAGCACGCCGACAAGGAGGCGGACGAGCGCGAGGCGCAGGACAUUGCGGACGACUACGAGAAACAGCUCAUCAGCGUGUUCGCCGUCCCCAACGCGGUCCGCUACCCGACCUUUGACCUCAUCCUGCUCGGCAUGGGCCCCGACGGCCACACCUGCUCACUCUUCCCCGGCUCGCCCCUCCUCGCCGAGAACGACAUGUGGGUCGCCAGCAUUAUCGACAGCCCCAAGCCUCCUCCCCGCCGCAUCACGUUCACCUUCCCGGACCUGAACCACGCGCAGCGCUGUGCGUUCGUGGCGACCGGCGCCGGAAAGCAGGACACGCUCCACGACGUCCUCGACGAGCCCGAGAAGGGUCUCCCGUGCUCUCGUGUCCGCCCUGUUACGUAA
This is a messenger RNA of Trichosporon asahii var. asahii CBS 2479, 768 nucleotides long. Its product is annotated as 6-phosphogluconolactonase. Gene Ontology annotation, biological process: pentose-phosphate shunt; carbohydrate metabolic process. Lineage: Eukaryota; Fungi; Basidiomycota; Tremellomycetes; Trichosporonales; Trichosporonaceae. Gene Ontology annotation, molecular function: 6-phosphogluconolactonase activity. The transcript has a single exon. The record is from RefSeq and is a predicted model, not a curated record. Bases 1 to 768 code for a protein of 255 amino acids.